This is a messenger RNA of Solanum verrucosum, 1135 nucleotides long. RefSeq lists its product as uncharacterized. The record is from RefSeq and is a predicted model, not a curated record. The transcript is spliced from 3 exons. NCBI's taxonomy places the organism in Eukaryota, Viridiplantae, Streptophyta, Magnoliopsida, Solanales, Solanaceae. Bases 77 to 757 code for a protein of 226 amino acids.
UGCAGAUUCAAAUUCUCCCAGAAAAAAAAAUCUCAAAAAGUUGAUGUUUUUCUGAAUAAAUCAGCAAAAUUUAAGGAUGGAAAGUGGGUUUACUGCAGAAGAUCUAUCCAAGAUCGGAGGUAUUGCUACCGUAUCACUGCUUCAUUCCUUCAUCCCAACUCAUUGGUUGCCAUUUUCCAUUGUGGGUCGUGCUCAAAAAUGGACUCUUUCAAGAACCCUUUUCGUCACUGCAUUUGGAGCAGUAUUGCACGUGUUAUCCACCUCACUUCUUGGCAUAACGGCAAUAACAAUAUCAAACACAAUUGCUGGGGAGGAAACAGUGCACAAACUGGCUUCCUUAUUGCUUGUAGUUCUUGGUGGUAGUUAUGUCAUCUUGCAUCUCUUUGGAAAGGGUGGUCAUAGCCAUUCACACAAUCAACCAAUGGAGAAGAUGGCUGUGGCAGGUCUUAUACUUGUUCCUGCAUUGUCUCCUUGUGCAACCACUCUGCCUGUAUUUCUUGCUGUUGGAAAUUCGUCCUCCAUGAUGGUGCUUGCCAUCAUAGUUUUACUUUUCAGCACUAUUACUGUAAUGACCUCAUUGGUGGCUCUAUCAUUUUAUGGUGCAAGUCAACUCAAGUUCCAAUGGGUGGAACGCUACGAUAAGCUCCUUGUUGGUUCUGUGCUGUGUUUGGUGGGCAUUUUGACCCUUAUUUUUCACGAUCACGAUGAAGUAGGUUCCUCAGGAGUCCAUGUGCACAGAAAACUUAGUUUGCUGUAGGAGUUAUUCUUCAGCCAGUGAAUCUGUUAUGUGAGGAAAUACACGAACUUCCCCGUUUUUGUUAUUAUGCAAUAGUGAGUGUUCAAAUAUGUUAUCAUUUCCCCCAUAUUCCAGACGCAGGGGUCGACUUUUCUGUAUGAGGAUUCACCAUUUUCCAGUUGAGUAGUCUCGUCUUGCAACCAGCUCAUGAUGCUCUGGCAUGGUAAAGCCAGCAUGAGACUUUGGACAGUUGAUUUUAAUUUAGAGUUAUGUUAAAAUUUAUUUCAAGAUAGCAGUUUGAAGAGAAUUUGUAUUUUAAAGGAUUAUCCUUUGAACCCUUUUCACUGUAAAUGUCAAGUGUACAAUACUCGUCGAGGGAAUAAACCGUUCUCUUCUUUA